Mus musculus (house mouse) is the source of this 2313-nucleotide messenger RNA. RefSeq names its product synaptojanin 2 binding protein Cox16 readthrough (gene S2bpcox16). The record is from RefSeq and is marked validated. Lineage: Eukaryota; Metazoa; Chordata; Mammalia; Rodentia; Muridae. The transcript has 6 exons. The coding region runs from base 133 to 681 and encodes 182 amino acids.
GGUUUCCUUUUCCGGUCUGACCGCUGAGGAAACUGUAAAAGCUAUGCUGGGGAGGCAGCGCGGAGCUUGAUUCACCUUCACCUGCUCUGGCCACCCGCUGACCCGGGGUUUCCGGCCGGAGAGCAGUCAGAUAUGAACGGACGGGUGGAUUAUUUAGUCACGGAGGAAGAGAUCAACCUGACGAGAGGACCUUCGGGGCUGGGCUUCAACAUCGUCGGUGGGACAGAUCAACAGUAUGUCUCCAACGACAGUGGCAUCUACGUCAGCCGUAUCAAAGAGGAUGGGGCUGCGGCCCAGGAUGGGCGGCUCCAGGAGGGUGAUAAGAUCCUCUCGGUAAAUGGCCAAGAUCUGAAGAACCUGCUGCACCAAGAUGCUGUAGACCUCUUCCGUAAUGCGGGAUGUGCUGUGUCCCUGAGAGUACAGCACAGGUUGCUGGUUGUUGGAGGUUCUUUUGGUCUUCGUGAAUUUUCACAAAUCCGGUACGAUGCUGUGACAAUUAAGAUUGAUCCUGAAUUGGAGAAAAAAUUGAAAGUGAAUAAAAUAACUUUAGAGUCAGAGUAUGAGAAAAUAAAGGACUCCACUUUUGAAAACUGGAAGAAUAUUCGAGGUCCGAGGCCUUGGGAAGAUCCUCAACUCCUCCAAGGACGAAACCCAGAAACUCUUAAGCCUAAGACAACCUGACUGUGCUCAAUUUUUUGUUUUGUUUUGUUUUUUUCAAUGAAAUGUUCUCAUCUUGAUAUGUAGGAAGAAGAUUCCAGACCUGUGGAAACCUGGAUGUGAAUAGUAUGAUGGCAGAAAUUUUUGAUUAAAAAGUCAAGUAUAAGUCUGUAUGCUUUUCAGUCUACUUGCAAAUGAAAAUAGUAGUGUUGAACACACACACACACACACACACACACACACACUCCACUACCAAUCUAUAAAAAAAAUGUGACUACUACUUCCAUAACAUGCCAUGAAUUCUACUUUCCUAUUACCCACUCAUACUCUUUCUAGUCACUGGAAUAUUUUUGCUAUCUCAGUUUGGUUUCUGAUGAAAAUCAUAGGCAUAGAUCCAGAUUUUCCCAAUAAAAUGGUGACUUUAUGUUAAGCUUAUAAAUAAGUGAUCAUAAUCUAGUAAUGGUCUUAUAUUUUAUUCCUAAUACUUUAUAACUCAGCCUCUGAAACCUGUUCAUAUGUAGUGCAUGAUGGUAAGAAGAUGUGACAUUUUUGUUGAGGUUAUGAAAAGGCUGUGUUGUGCAGUAGCAUAAUCUGGGAGUUGGUUCUAGUUUGUUUGUUAGAUCUCCUGUAGUCUGAUCCUUAAACAAAAUGGUAGGAAAGGUAAGAGUUUUGUUUUUAAAACCAGUAGCUCAUUUUCUUCUUUUACUUCUGUUUAGGCAGUCUCAAUUCUCUACCUUGUGUAAUCUCAGUACUGAAUUCUAAAUACCUGAAGUUUUAGCUGAAAUAUUCCCACUAUAACUAUUCCAAAUGAUAAAAACACCCCACUUUUCUCUCAAUCAAUUUUAAUUAAUUUCAACACAUUAGUUUUAGUGAUCUUAGAAUAUUACUUAAUGGAUAAUUACAAACUGACUUCAAAGUUAGUGGCUUAGUUAUUUUUCUGUUGCUGUGAUAAAACACUGACCAAAAGCAACUUGGAAAAUAAAGGGUUUAUUUUGCUUACACUCUUAGUCAGGGUAGGAACUCAAGGCAGGGACUGAUGCAUUGGCCAUGGAGGAACAUGGCUUCCUGGCUUGCUUCCCAUUUCUUCCUCAACUUCCUUUCUUAUACGGCCGAGGAUCACUCCGGAUAGCACCAUCUACAAUGGGCAGUUCUCCUACAUCAAUCAUUGUUCAGAAAAAUUACCUGUAGACUUGCCUACAAAAUCAUAUAGAUGUUUUCUGGAUUAUGAUUCCUUCUUCUCAGAUGACCCUAGGUUGUAUCUAUUUGAUAUGAAAACCAACCAUAAUAAUCUACCCAUUGUCAAUUUGACACAGCAUUUCCUAAGCCACAACCCUUCUUGUUUGUCCAUGGUGUCAUGCUAAUGUCAUAUGACAGUGUGAAACAUUCCAAUUUUUAAAAGUCCCAUAGUUUUUAAAUUUUUCAACACUUUAAGUGUCCAGUUUUCUUUUUAUAUAGUACCUAAUCUCUUUCAAAAUACAAAGGCUCUUUAAGUCCCCAAAUUUAUCUGAAAUACUAAAAGUCUCUCUAACUGUGGGCUCCUGUAAGACAAAACAAGAACAAAACUAAAGACAAAGAAGUUAAAGACUUUUUUUUACCCUGGGAGGGAAGAACUAGGGCAUGCAUAGUCACAAUCAAAUAAAGUCAAAAUCCAAAUCC